This is a messenger RNA of Glarea lozoyensis ATCC 20868, 894 nucleotides long. Its product is annotated as Ankyrin repeat-containing protein. Gene Ontology annotation, cellular component: cytoplasm; nucleus. NCBI's taxonomy places the organism in Eukaryota, Fungi, Ascomycota, Leotiomycetes, Helotiales, Helotiaceae. The transcript is spliced from 2 exons. Bases 1 to 894 code for a protein of 297 amino acids. Gene Ontology annotation, molecular function: protein binding. The record is from RefSeq and is a predicted model, not a curated record.
AUGCUCGCUCAACUUUUUAACCUAAGGGGUACAUUCCUCUUAGUAGAGCUCAAAGCUCUGACCAAGGCGGGAGAUGUAGAAGGCUUUUCCUCCGCUAUGCGAAAAUGGGAAGCCGUUCGAAGUCCAGGAUGGCCAAGGGUCAGCUUGGAGGAGUUUGUCCUCUGGGAAGGGGACGUCAUUCCAGGCAAGAAGGUAAUGCUCUUACACAGGGUACUUAUCACGGCUGCCGAGAGCGGACAGGUGGACAUAGCUGAGAUCCUCAUCAAACGAUAUGGCUGUAUCACGUGUACGCCCGCAGUGUUCGCGGCUUUCAAGCGCGAACAAUGGGGAAUUCUAAAGCUGUUCAUCAAGCACGGCUGGAACAUUAAUAGUGCCGUGGGAGGCAGUAAUAUGUAUCCUGUACUCAAGUUUGUGAUCAAGUCGGAAGCAAAGUCUCGAUGGUGUCUCGACCACGGCGCAGAUCCAACGCUACGAACUGCCGCCCUGGAUCACAGUGUUGCAAGUGUUUCCGGGGGCUUAGCACCUCUGUCGGUAGUCAAAUUAUUUCGAGAGUACGGUAUUGAUUACACAAAAACGGACGCAUUACAUGAAGCGGCUUGGUGGGGAAGCCGCAGACCCGGCCGCGUCGAAGUUAUGGCCUAUCUCAUCUACGAGGUUGGGUACCCAAUAAACCAAGUCGAACAUGAUUAUCUUCCCGACGUGCGCAGAAUGUACGCCCUUAAUGGGCUCGGUACGGCUCUGCACAAAGCUGUGAAAGGAGAGUGUAAGGAGACGCUCAAAUUCCUUCUAGAGAAUGGAGCGGAUCGUGGUAUAGCCGACAUGUGCGGCAACAAGCCCAUCGACAUAGCAAAGGAAAUGGGGUUUAAGGCCGGGAUAAGAUUACUCGAACAGUGA